Molecule: messenger RNA, 2075 nt
Organism: Monodelphis domestica (gray short-tailed opossum)
Lineage: Eukaryota; Metazoa; Chordata; Mammalia; Didelphimorphia; Didelphidae
Source: RefSeq, a predicted model, not a curated record
CCAAAUCUCUCCCCUCCUGCUCCGUUUUCUCCUCCUCCUCCUCCUCCUCUUCUGCCUUCUCUGCUUUCUCCUCCAGGGCCAUCUCCUCUUCUCCACAGCCACAUCCCGCCUGGAGCAGUUCUGGGGGCCAGGAGGCCAUGGGGGGGCCACCCCCGGGCUUCCGGCCCUCAGGCUGGGUCCACUUGCUCCACCAGGUACCCCAUACCAACUUUCAGCUCCGACCUGUGGCCAGCACCUUUGCCCCCCAGGAACAGGACUACCAGCAGGCCUUGCUGUUGGUAGCAGCUUUAGCUGGGCUGGGCCUGGCUGUGAACCUGCUUGUUCUUGGACUCUACCUACUCCGAUCUUGCUGCCGUUGCCGCAGGCCCAAGACUGGUCCCCCUGAGGUCUCAGGUUCUCCAGAUGGAGGAGGCUGUGUCACCUGGAGCUGUGUGGCUGCCCUUCUCCUUGGCUGCGCUGGAAUUGGACUCGGUUUCUAUGGCAACAGUGAGACCAGCGAUGGGGUGUCCCAGCUCAGCUUCUCCCUCCUGCAUGCCAACCAUACGCUCAGCUCCAUCGACCGGCUGGUUUCAGAGACUGUGGAACGACUAGGGUCAGCAGUUAGGUCUGAGCUGACAACUCUAGAGGAGGUGAUGGCCCCACGGACAGAACUUGUGGCAGCUGCCCGGGGUGCUCGGAGGCAGGCUGAGGCUGUGGCUCAGCAGCUGGGAGAGCUGGCUUUCUGGAGGGAUGUGCCCCUGAGCCCAAUUCGGGUGGCUGAAGGUGUCUCCUUUGUGGAGGAGUACAGGUGGUUGGCCUACAUUCUCCUGCUGCUUCUUGAUCUCCUUGUCUGUCUCUUCACUCUCCUUGGGCUGGCUAAGCAAAGCAAAUGGCUAGUGAUUGUUAUGACAGUCAUGAGCCUGCUGGUUCUCGUGCUCAGCUGGGGAUCCAUGGGACUGGAAGCAGCUGCUGCGGUGGGUCUCAGUGACUUUUGCUCCAGUCCUGACCCCUAUGUCUUGAAUCUGACCAGGGCAGAAACUGGCUUAAAUCCAGAAAUCCUCCACUAUUACUUCCUCUGCAACCAGGUGGUCUCUAAUCCUUUCCAAGAGAAGCUGACAUUGUCCCAGCGCUCUCUGGCCAGCAUAUACUCCCAACUCCAGGGGCUGGAACGAGAAGCAGUUCCCCAGUUCCCAGCAGCCCAGAAACCGCUGUUGGCCCUGGAAGAGACACUGAAUGUGACAGAGGGAAACUUCCACCAGCUGGUGGCGCUGCUGCACUGUCGGGGGCUGCACAAGGACUAUGGGGCAGCAUUGCGGGGCUUGUGUGAGGACUCCAUGGAGGGCCUCCUCUUCCUGCUCCUCUUCUCCCUGCUGUCCGCCCUGGCUCUGGCCACGGCGCUGUGCAGCCUGCCUGCUGCUUGGGCCCACUUCCCAGCCAGCGACGACUACGAAGACCCAGAAGAUGACGAUCCCUUCAACCCUCAGGAAUCAAAACGCUUUGUCCAGUGGCAGUCAUCCAUCUGAGACUCCCUCCUUGGGCUGGGUCUGCUACCCCCACCUCUGGUGAGUCACAGCUUGGGUCUUUGUCCUCUUCCACUUUGUUCCAUUUAGCCUGCCUCUAAUGUAGCCCUCUGUCCAUCCCUCUGUCACUUAGCAUCUCUUCCCACCCUUCUGUCUCUCAAGUUCACUGGCCACUAUCCACAGCACUGCCUCUGUCUCAGCCCAUAUCGGUGUCUCUCUUCAUCCCUAGGCACCGCCCACCCACCAGAGAAGUUUCCCCUUCCCUACCAGGAUUCUUCUAGCUAUGAUGACUAACACUGCCAUACUCUGCCUGGAUCAGGAGAGUCUCGAGUCCCUCUUUCUACCCUGACGAAGUGACCCGAAGAUAGUUCCCUGCCCUCCCUAACCAACAUGCAAGGCUUGGGCCCAGGGAUCCCAGCCAGGGUGGGAGCCAAGAUGCUCAGGGCCCUCCUGGGAGCAGCUACCCCAGAGGACCUCCCCCCGGCCCCUUCCUUCCAACCCCUGGGCCCAAAGCUCCUUGUUUUAGAACCAGCACCACUAACUCAGAUUUGAAAUAAAAAAGAAGACUUUAUUUUA